Molecule: messenger RNA, 477 nt
Organism: Lachancea dasiensis
Lineage: Eukaryota; Fungi; Ascomycota; Saccharomycetes; Saccharomycetales; Saccharomycetaceae
Source: the annotation of a GenBank genome assembly
AUGGAAAAUAGUUUGAUUUCGUGGAAGCUGAUGUUGAGGGUUGAUGGUGUGUGGGUGACAGUCAAAUGUCAGGGACAGGAGGGCGGGUGGUCACGUGUGGAGGUGGUCACAUGUGCCUGGGUGGGUGGUCUGGUCACGUGCGGAGCUGGGUGGCCGAGCAGCUGUGCUGGGCAACUGCCCCCGACUACUGAGCGGUUGGUUGAGCGGUUGGUUGAGCGGUUGGUCGAGCAGCUGUGCUGGCAACUGCCCCCGACUACUGCCUCCGACUACCGUCUCCAGCCAUUGCCUCCUACUGCCUCCUCCAACUGCCUCCUCCAGCCGCCUCCUCCAACUACUGCCCCCGGCAAUACGCGAUCCGGCUGUACGCGCGAAGACCGUCGCACUGUGAGCACCCGUGCUUCUCUCUUUUGUGACUCUCUUUGUCGCUCGAUGCACGCUCAUGCGUGUCUAUGCGUGUAUAUGCGUGGAAGGCUGUGA